Messenger RNA from Aureobasidium musti, 1435 nucleotides. The record is from the annotation of a GenBank genome assembly. NCBI's taxonomy places the organism in Eukaryota, Fungi, Ascomycota, Dothideomycetes, Dothideales, Saccotheciaceae.
CACCAUGUCGGAGGCUCUAACGGUGCCUCUUUCCAUCGAUGAUGAGAAGGCUCGAAAAUCGUCCCUGGAGGAUUCGCAGAACGAUUCACUGGAGUCGAUAGAGAGGAUAAGAGAGAUCGAUCCUGAUAUAGAAAGGAGAGUCAUACGCAAGUGUGACUGGUGGGUUGUACCUGCUCCAACGGUCAUGUUCAUGCUCUCCUUCAUCGAUCGAAUCGAAGGCAUGCUGACGGAUCUCCAUAUGGUCAAACACGACUACAACAUUGCCCUCUUCAUUGUCUUCGUUCCGUUUAUCCUCUGUGAGACUCCAAGCAACAUGAUCCUGAAGCGCAUCACUCCACGCGUCUGGUUGAGCUUCUUGCUAUUCGGUUGCGGGCUCAUGGCUAUCUGCCAAGGCGUGACAAAGUCCUUUGGUGGCCUGGUGGCCUGCCGUUUUAUCCUUGGUAUCUUCGAAGCCGGUAUAUCACCUGGAAGUAUUCUCCUCAUCACGAUGUACUACCGUCGCGAAGAGCUACCUCGAAGGAUCUGCUGGUGGUAUAUGUCUGGCACCAUAGCAGGCGCUUUCGGCGGUCUGCUUGCGUAUGCUCUGGCCAACAUGAGCGGAGUCAGAGGAUACGGCGGAUGGAGAUGCAUUCUCAUGUAUUGGUGGCUUGCAGAUUGGCCAGCAGACUGUCGCUUUCUUACUCCUGAUGAGCGCAAGGUACUGAUGUGGCGCCUGAUGGAUGAUGGUGAGGGCGACGCCAAGAUGGAUCGAGUCAGUUGGUCCAGAUGUGCAAGAGACUGGAAAGUCUGGGUCGCAACGGCGAUGUAUUUCGGUAUUGUAGCUCUCAACUACUCGACUAACAAUUUCAAUCCGACUCUUCUCAAGGAGCUUGGCUACACAUCCGCAGCAGCUCAGAUUCACUCGAUUCCUCUUUACAUCGUCGCAAGUGUCUUCUGUCUCGGGACUUGCUAUCUUUCGUCAUACAUCAAUAAUCGAUUUUGGCCUUUGCAGUUUGGAGUGCUCCUAGGCAGCGUUGGUUUUGUCAUCCUCCUGGUCCAAAGAUCACCUGCGGUUGGACCCAAUGUCGCAUACAUGGCGCUCUUUNUCAUCACCAGUUCCGGGUACAUCGUACAGCCGAUGGUCGUGUCGUGGAUCAUGAACAAUGCAUCUGGGCAUUAUAAGAGAGCGUUCACCUCCGGCACUAUGAUCGGCUUGGGCAAUGCUGGCGGACUUGUAUCAAGCAACGUCUUUNUCCAGGAGGAGGCGCCAUAUUAUCCUACCGGAUACGGGACAUCAUUGGCAUUGUUGAUCCUGACGGAUAUCGCGGCCGUGGUGUUUUAUGUUGGGCUCAAGAGAGAGAAUGCUAGAAGAGAUGCGGGCAAGCGUGACGACCGGCUUCAGCUGUCGGAUGCUGACAAUCUUGGAGAUGACCAUCCCUCCUUCCGCUUCAGCUUU